AUGAAAGUGAAAAUUGCAGAGUUGGAAGAUGAAAAAGCACGCAGAGAUGAGCAGAACAAAUAUUUCAAGUUAAAGAACAAAGAGCUAGAGUCAGCCAAUGCAAAGAAAGAUCAUGAGAUGUUUAUGAUAAACAAAGUGUUAGAAAAUUUGAUCGGAACGUCUAUUGAACAAAAAUUUGAAGAAAUUCAAGUUGAAGAAGUUAGAGCUAGACGUCAAGCAGCUAUUGAUGCUGAAAUGAAGAAUAAAGGAAAGGGUGUUGAAGGUGUUUCUGAUGUUUCUGAGAGGGCAAUUGUUCCAUCUGGUGUUUCUGAGUCACAUAUUCAAAAUCCUCGUCCGAUAUCUGCAGUGUCUGAUGAUGUAUUCUCUACUAGUAGUCAUAGUGAUGAUGAUGAUGAUGACAACAGUCAAGGUGGUAAAGGUGUUAAAGUUACUGAAGCAUCUAAUGAUGAGAAUGUCGAUGAUUAUCUUCAUGACGAUGUAAAUGAAGAGCCUGAGGAUGCUACAGGUGAGGGGGAGAACGUUGAUGAUCAGAACGUUGAUAAAAGUGAAAGAUUGAUUUUGCGUCUAGAGCCUGAUGUAGAGGAAGAAAAAUCAGGCAUACUUAUAUGA
Messenger RNA from Helianthus annuus (common sunflower), 609 nucleotides. RefSeq lists its product as uncharacterized. Lineage: Eukaryota; Viridiplantae; Streptophyta; Magnoliopsida; Asterales; Asteraceae. The record is from RefSeq and is a predicted model, not a curated record. The coding region runs from base 1 to 609 and encodes 202 amino acids. The transcript is spliced from 2 exons.